AUGCAGAUUUCUCUCUUCCUCUGUGACUCUGGUUUCCUUUUCCUCUUCUUCGCCUCUCUCUCUCUCUGCAUCUCUCUCUCUACUCACACACUGCCUAUUUCACUAUUUCUCUUUCUUUUUUCUUUUCUCUUUUUUUGUUUCUUUCUUUUUCUUUCUUUUUCUUUCCUUCUUUCUCUUUUCUCUUUCUUCCUUUCUUUUUUCUUUUCUUUCUUUCUUUCUUAUUUGUUCCUUCCUUUAUUUCACUCUUUUUCUUUCUUUCUUUCUUUCUUUCUUUCUUUCUUUCUUCCUUCCUUUCACUUUUUCUUUCUUCCUCUCUUGCUUUCUUUCUUUUUUAUUUCUUUCUUCUCUCCUUUCUUUCUUUCUUUCUUUCUUUUUUCUUCUUUCUUUCUUCCCUCCUUUCUUUAUUUCUCUCUCUCUCUCUUUCUUCCUUUCUUCCUUCCUUCAUUCCUUUCUUUCUUUCUUUCACUUUUUCUUUCUUCCUUUCUUGCUUUCUUUCUUUCUCCCCUCCUUUCUUUCUUUCUUUCGCUGUCUCCCUUUCUUCAAUCGUUUCUUUCUUUCUUUCUUUCUUUCUUUCUUUCUUUCUUUCUUUCUUUCUUUCUUUCUUUCUUUCUUUAUUCGUUUUACUUUUUCUUACUUUCUUUCUUUCUUUCUUGUUUUCUUCCCUCCUUUCUUUCUCUCUUUCUUUUUUCUUUCUUGCUUUCCGCCUUUCUUUCUCUCUUUCUUUUUUAUCUCUUUCUUCACUCCUGUCUUUCUUUCUUUCUUUCUUUCUUUCUUCCCUCUUUUUUUUCUUUCUUUCUUUCUUUUUUUCUUUCUUCCAUCCUUUCCUUCUUUCUCUCUCUUUCUUCCUUUCUUCCUUCCUUCCUUUCACUUUGUCUUUCUUCCUUUCUUGCUUUCUUUAUUUUUUCUUUCUUUCUUCCCUCCCUCCUUUCUUUCUUUCUUUCUUUCUUUCUUUCCUACUUAGUUUCUUCUUUCUUUCUUCCUUUCUUCUUUCUUUUUCUUUCUUCCUUUCUUUCUUUUUAUUUUUUCUUUUUUCUUCCUUCCUCCUUUCUUUCUUUCUUUCUUUCUUUCACUUAUUCUUUCUUUCUUUCUUUCUUUCUUUCUUUCUUUCUUUCACUUAUUCUUUCUUCCUUUCUUCCUUUUUUUCUUUCUUUCUUUCUUUCUUUCUUUCCUUUAUUCUUUCUUCCUUUCUUGCUUUUUUUCUUUCUUUCUUCCUUCCUUCGUUUCACUUUUUCUUUCUUCCUUUCUUUCUUUUUUCUUUCUUUCUUCGCUCCUUUCUUUCUUUCUUUCUUUCCUUUCUUUCUUUCUUUCUUUCUUUUCUUUUUCUUUCUUUGUCUCUCUGUGCAUCUGUAUUGA
Acanthosepion pharaonis is the source of this 1353-nucleotide messenger RNA. The record is from the annotation of a GenBank genome assembly. Lineage: Eukaryota; Metazoa; Mollusca; Cephalopoda; Sepiida; Sepiidae.